AUGCGUGUAUACAUUCUCGAAGCGGAGCUGGCAAAGUAUAGAAACGAGCCCCAGAGCCGCAAUGGCGGUGACACAGAACAACAGGAGCAGCAGGGGUUAAAGGUCGAGGAAUCAGAUCGGCCUUCGUCUAUCGAGUCACUCGAGCAACACCGUGAAGAUGAUAAGGAAGCCGUGGAUUUACUCUCUCGGGACAUCGAAGGCUUAACAGUAGAAGAUGAUGGGCGCAUCUCUUUCCAUGGGCCAACGAGUCUAUUCCAGCUGCCGAGCGGUCUGGCAGAGGCAGCUAACCCGGCUUUGCCAGUCGAUAAUGAGUCCGAUGGUCGAAAGGAGCGUCUCAUUAACAAUGCAUGGAGAGAACGUGCCUUCGAGCAGUUGACUACCAUCCCAGAACCAUUCAACUACCUUCUGGAUUCUCAUUGGUGUUGGAUACAGCCUUUGUUUAAUUUCGUUUAUCGCCCGGCUUUCACACGUGACAUGAAGAUGAACGGCCCUUACUUUUCGGAAAUCCUCCUGAACGCUAUUCUCUCCCACUCGCUUCGAUGGUGCAGGGACGAACCGAAGAUUGCUCGUAUGCUUGAUGCAUACGAUGGAGGGCAGCAAUUCCGACAACGAGCCGUGACGGGGUUAUUCGAAAGUUUGAAAGGUGGAAACGGUCAAAUAACGGUUGUCCAAACGCUUCUUCUUCUCAGCGCUCAGGAAUGCGGCCGUGGAAAUCGUACGCAGGCGUGGUUAUACAGCGGGAUGGCCUUUCGACUACUAGAGGAUUUAGGUAUAACCAUCGAUAGCCGAAAGUACUCUGGGUCAGUGCAGUUCUCAGAUGAAGACGUUGAGAUAAGAAAUCGACUUUUCUGGAGCUGUUACUUUUGGGACAAACUGGUGUCGCUCUACUUUGGUCGAUCUCCAAUCAUCCAGGAUACCCCGGUCUCUCCGCCGCGGAUUCUUUUGGACGAUACUGCAGAGAUCGAGAUAUGGACUCCUCACGGAGUAGUAUUCCCCGAGGGCAUGCACUAUCCUCCGACGCAGGCACAUUCGACGUCAUGCUUCAUGAAGAUGUGUUCGUUGGCUGAAAUCCUCAAUCAAAUUAUUAUCCAUAUCUAUGAUCCUGUUCGCCAAAGCACGGAAGCUCAGAUACAGGAAUGUGUGGAUAAACAGGGAGCCAAUCUCGAAAAAUGGUGGAAUGAGCUCCCGCCAUUCCUAAAACUCAUCCCCAAUAAUCUUCCCACAUAUUGCCCACCAAGCCAUGUUGUGACUCUUAACUGCAUAUAUCACACUACCAACAUCCUCCUCCACCGUCCAAUGCUCUGCUCCAGGCCCUUCAGGUCAAGGGCAAAUGCUGCAAGCAAUGCUAACCAUUUGGUUCAAUGCCUCUCCUCUGCAUCCUCCAACAUAUCUCUUUAUGACCUCUUUAGACGGACAUUUGGUGACAGUCACGUCGUUCUGUCUCUUGCAUACAGUUUAUAUACAGCUGCUUCUAUCUUCAUACUUGAGAUCCAGGCAUUGAAAUAUGCGUCUCCUUCAACGUUGGAAAAGCUGAGAUACUGCAUCCUAGCCCUUGAACGCGUGAAAGCUGCCAAUCCAGGUCUGCAUCCAUUAAGUGAAGGGUACCUUGAAAAACUCAUUGUAGCUAACCUUGAACUAGUAAUACACACUGCCCUUGGCCUGAUUGAGAAAGAGCUCAAGAAGCUCCGAAUCAAUAUAUUCGACACGCCGGCCAACCCAGAUCAACAAACCAUCCCGGCUGUAUCCCCACAAACUACUACAUCGUCGCCGCCUUCCUCUCUAGACCCCUUACAUAGCCAACAUAUGUAUACCCUGCCACCCCAUGGGGCGUUUAGUAUCACACCUCCUCCAGCAGAUCCCCAACAGGCACAUCAGCAGCACCAACAGCCAUUGCCACACCAAAACUUCAUGAUGGAUACCCCACCGCUACCUGACCCGCCUGACUUCAUCGCUCAAGAUCGAAUGUAUGAAAUCGCACCAGAGCUAUUCGAAGCCUUCUCAUAUGCGGAACCUAACACGCCCGGUGGUGUUGGGGCAGGGUUCGACUCUACUAACUGGGCCGGCACCGGGCCGACAAGUUAG
Messenger RNA from Trichophyton benhamiae CBS 112371, 2082 nucleotides. Its product is annotated as C6 transcription factor, putative. The record is from RefSeq and is a predicted model, not a curated record. Gene Ontology annotation, biological process: DNA-templated transcription. The coding region runs from base 1 to 2082 and encodes 693 amino acids. The transcript is spliced from 6 exons. Gene Ontology annotation, molecular function: zinc ion binding; DNA binding. Lineage: Eukaryota; Fungi; Ascomycota; Eurotiomycetes; Onygenales; Arthrodermataceae.